This is a messenger RNA of Drosophila biarmipes, 1800 nucleotides long. RefSeq names its product polyserase-2. Gene Ontology annotation, molecular function: serine-type endopeptidase activity. Bases 120 to 1697 code for a protein of 525 amino acids. NCBI's taxonomy places the organism in Eukaryota, Metazoa, Arthropoda, Insecta, Diptera, Drosophilidae. The record is from RefSeq and is a predicted model, not a curated record. The transcript is spliced from 7 exons. Gene Ontology annotation, biological process: proteolysis.
UCGAACCGAUUCCAUCGCAAUUUGUAUAAAAAUUAAAUGCCUUAAGGUCACUCCCAUAGCGACAUUUCAUAAAAGGAACAACCACUGAUAAGGCUCUGCACUGUCUCAGUGCGCUGAGGAUGACGACGGCAGCAGCUUGUUAUAUUUUAUUCGGUUUGCUGCUGAUCCAACAUGGAUCGACUUGGCUGCUGGACGAGGACUGCGGGGUUGCGGUCAGUUAUGCCUCCAGAGUGAUGUACGGAGUUCCUGCUGAGCUCCUGGACAACCCCUGGAUGGCCGUGCUCAGAACGCCGACCGAAUUCAUCUGUGGAGGCACGCUUAUAAACAGUCAAUUCGUCUUGACGGCUGCGCACUGCCUUUGCCAAAAUGCAGAUUGCACUGCAAAACGCGAUAAACUCACUGUUAGUUUGGGAGUUUACAAUCGCUCGGCAGAGAAGGAACCCAUGCAUGACCAUGAAGACUUUGAUGUUGUGGCCACUCACCUGCACGAGGGUUUCGAUAAGCCCGCCCUCCUGAACGACAUAGCCCUGCUCAAGCUCCACAAACGAGUGGUCUACAAGGCCCACAUUCGACCGAUGUGCAUUGAAUUGGAUUCGCGGUCGAAACCGACAUCGGACGCCAUUAAAGAGUUCACGAUAGUCGGCUGGGGAAGAACGGAAACAGGACAUUUAAGUGAUGUACUUCGGACGGCUAGGGUCAGCAGAAAAGUCGCAGACCAUUGUACAGCUCUACUUUGGUCCAACUGGACAGACUCGAUGAUUUGUGCGGGAUCAUCCAACUCUGUCGACACCUGCAACGGAGACUCCGGAGGUCCCUUGUACGCGAAAGUGUUAGACGGGGGCCCUGGUCGCCAAACUCAGUUCGGAAUCGUCAGUACCGGGACCUACGAAUGCAGCGGAAAGGGUGUCUACACCGAUGUUAUGAGCCACGUCGACUUUAUACAGCGAAUAGCCCUGGAAUCCGACAUUAGCGUCAUACUGCCAAAGAUACACCUGCUGGACGAGGGCUGUUUGGAUGACCCAAAAUCAGGAAGGAGAGCAGAGACUCCUCCGGACACCUACUCCUGGCUAGCCCAGGUUUACAUGGACGCUUUUGUGGUGUCCUACGGCGCUCUUAUAUCCCAGAGAUUUGUGCUGACAACAGCCCAGCUAGUUCCUGAGGAUUUUCCAUUAAAGGUACUUUUUGGGGAGACCAGUGAAAGUCUCACGGAUGCCUAUGAAGUCAGCUCUGUGCACAGGCACCCAGAGUUCGCGAGCCUGGCUGGGAACGACAUCGCCCUGCUGAAAUUGGAGAGAAGUGUGGACUACAGUGAUUCGAUGAGACCGAUCUGCCUGCCCUCGCCAACUAACAGGCUGGAACAGGAGAAGUUUCAGAAGAAGGCUAAUCUCUCGCAGGAACUCACUGCCGUCGGCUGGGGCAUUCGGAGCUCCACGAUCGUUCGUCGGGCUAAAGCUGCCGAAUGCUACCAGGGGGACUACCAGGCGAUAGGAGACAAGCAGAUUUGCAUGGAGCAUCCCAACUCCCUCAAAUCGAACGUGGGCAGUGGCAGUCCCUUGGUGAAGCGUCUUGCUUAUGGAAAUAGCAGGGCUUACACUCUCGUCGGAUUGGCAAGCUUCGGAAGGAAUGAGGGCCACUCCAGAGAUGUCUAUACCAAUGUUUUGAGCUACAUGGACUGGAUCGGAACUAUAAUAGAAUAGGUCUUCUGAUUGUGGUUCUCCCGAACCGAUACAAUAAGCACCAAAGUACUCCGGUCUGUUAAUAUAAAAUGAAUAAAAAUUUAUAGCUAUAUAAAAACCUAAA